AUGCCAUCAGACACCCUCCACAUUGGCGUCUUGCUCCUGCCGGACUCUCAACUACUUGAUGUAGCCCCAGUGGACCUUCUGUUCAUGCUAAACCCAGAUUAUCUGGCCUCCCUGGGACUUCCCAAACCCAUCGUCGACCUCGGUCAACCGUGCAAGAUCUCCUAUAUUGGCCUUGACGAGGCAAACAAGCCGAUGAACCUGACGUCGUUUAUAAGUGUCUCAGUAACACACACUAUUUCUGAUUCAGAGGUGGGCGUGGGCAGCCUCGAUAUCAUACUCAUCCCCGGUCCCCCUCCAAGCACCAUGCCGCCAGCCCAGGAAUGGAUCACGUUUAUCCAGGCGCACAAUGCCGCAGGCACCACCAUCUUAUCCAUCUGCACCGGAGCACUGGUGGUUGCCCAUGCAGGUAUUGCAGCCGGAAAGUUGGCGACGGCACCCCGAUUCCUGGUCCCGAGGCUCAAGAAGGAAUUUCCCGAAGCAAAACUCUGGGACGACAUGGCGCGCGUGACAUGCGACGGGAAUCUAUGGAUGAGCGCCGGAAUAACUAACGGCCACGACCUCGUCGCCGCCUACCUGCGCCAGAAUUACCCAGCGCCAGUCGUCAAUGCCAUCCUCGCAAUAGCGGACAUUGCACCCCGUCCUGUGAAAUUUGCCAGCAAACCCAUGACCGACAAUGCCUGGAUGCUCCUCCAAGUGAUCACGGCCAUUCCAUACAGACUCAUUCGAUUCUUGAAGGGUGGCUAA
This is a messenger RNA of Penicillium chermesinum, 744 nucleotides long. Its product is annotated as DJ-1 domain InhA-type. The record is from RefSeq and is a predicted model, not a curated record. Bases 1 to 744 code for a protein of 247 amino acids. The transcript is spliced from 2 exons. NCBI's taxonomy places the organism in Eukaryota, Fungi, Ascomycota, Eurotiomycetes, Eurotiales, Aspergillaceae.